CUGUGCGCGCUGAGCUGAGCUCCGGGGGGACUCACUCUCGCACACCGCUUGCAUUCUUGUCAUAUGAUUUUGUUUAAGGAAAGUACAGAUUGCUACAGUCACUGAUACUCCAAUCAUAAGCGCAAGGGGCAUCGUUUUGGCCGGCAUUUGUUUCCCUUUUCGCCCUGGCUGUGUGUGUAGUGUGCUGUUGCAGCGGCACUGAGAAGGCAGAAUGGGCGAAACCCUCAGUUUAUUCGUGUAACUCCGGACAUGGAUUCGACGUUCUCGCGGGGCGACAAAGACGAUGAAGCCCACCUGGGGGACCUGGGGCGGGGCAGAGUGAGGAUGCGUGAGCGUCCUCUGUGGGACUACCCUCCACACUUCCCCUGGUCCAUGGAGGCGGGCGAGCCCUUCACCUCCCCUCUGCUGCAGACAGGGGGCGCCCCCGCGCCGGACUUCGGCAUGACGCUGGAGCAGAAGACCACCUUCGCCUUCGUCAUCUUCCUCUUCGUCUUCCUGGGGAUCCUGAUCGUGCGGUGCUUCCGCAUCCUGCUGGACCCCUACCGCAGCAUGCCCACCUCCACCUGGGGCGACGGGCUCGACGGGCUCGAGAAGGGCCAGUUCGACUACACCCUCGCCUAACAACCCUACACACCUGUACACCUGUACUCUCACCUGGGUACACACCUGUACCCCUGUACUCUCACCUGGGUACACACCUGUACGCACCUGUACUCACAUGUACACAGGCUGGAAGAGCUCGGGAAGGGCCAGUUUGACUACACCUGUACACACCCGUAUUCACACCUGUCUGACGCGGGAUAUUGUUUACACGAGUACCUGGGGGAGGGUGUCUCUCUGGGAUCCCUCCCUCACUGGACGUCCCUCCCUGCCCGUUACAGGGUCCAGAGCCCCCCCCCCACACCUCCUGAUCACCUGAUACCUCACAGUCUGAAGCUGGGUGAACCUGCACAGGUGUGGGACACCUGCGUACCAACCGUCCACUGAGCCGCCAUGAGCGCUCUGACCUGGCCCGCUCGCGAUAUCCUGCGCCCAGCGAGACGCGCCCCGAUCCAGCCCGAAAGA
Messenger RNA from Conger conger (European conger), 1065 nucleotides. Its product is annotated as cortexin-3. NCBI's taxonomy places the organism in Eukaryota, Metazoa, Chordata, Actinopteri, Anguilliformes, Congridae. The transcript is spliced from 2 exons. The coding region runs from base 250 to 621 and encodes 123 amino acids. The record is from RefSeq and is a predicted model, not a curated record.